AGUCGUCGAGCAUGGUGGCAGGAUACGCCGUGCUGGGCAUCGUGGCUGUCGCUGUCCUCGUCCUCGUCGUCCUCGUCCUGGCCAAGUCCUCUCCUGGCACCAUCUUCUCCAGGGACAUCGAGUCAGGUCUGGUGUCUUGGGGUCGGAGCAAAGGUCUCCAAGGUCAGGCCGCGGUCAUGAUCUCCACCUCCCUGCCUGACCUCUCAAGGUCGGUCUCACAGGAGCAACUUCUUCCACAGGACUCCAAGAAGGUGCCGCGUCAGACGACCCUGCCUACGGUGCCUCAGCGCCACGCCUCCUUCAGGAGACAGCUGUCCCAGCGCCUCGACGUGGACAGCAUCCAGUUCGCGGUGCUCAACUUGGAGAAGAAGGAUGACCUCGGGCUCCUUAAGCCGGAGUUGUACCGGAAUGAGCUGGUGCGUCAGUCGUCAGUUGAGAGCAGCGGGGCCGGGUCUGACACGGAGGCUGUGGGGCGUCUCUCCUUCAGCCUCAAGUACGACUCCUCCAUCGAGGGCCUCCUGGUGAAGGUGGUGCAGGCCCACGAUCUCCCAGUUAAGGACGUGAGCGGCUCCUCUGACCCUUACGUCAAGGUGUACCUCCUGCCCGACCGCAAGAAGAAGUUCUGCACUAAGGUCCACCGUCGCAACCUCAACCCAGAGUUCAACGAGACCUUUGUCUUCAGCGCUCAGAUGGCAGAGCUCCGGGAGAGGACACUGCAGUUCAGUGUGUACGACUUCGACCGCUUCUCUCGUAACGACCUGAUCGGCCAGGUUGUUGUGCGGGGCGUGGCCGACCACUGCCAGCUGGACGAGGAGGUCCACUACCUCAUGGAUAUCCUCAACACCAAACACGAGAGUCGUGACCUCGGAGAAUUGAUGCUAAGCCUCUGCUACCUGCCUACUGCUGGUCGACUCACUGUUACCGUCAUCAAGAUGAGGAACCUCAGAGCCAUGGACAUCACUGGAUCCUCAGACCCGUAUGUGAAGGUGUGUCUCUUGUGCCAUGGGCGUCGCAUCAAGAAGAAGAAGACCACAGUGAAAAAGUCGACACUCAACCCUAUCUACAAUGAGGCACUUGUUUUUGAUAUCCCUAAUGACAGCAUAGAAGACGUCACCCUUCUUGUCAAGGUGGUCGACUAUGACAGGGUCGGUGCCAACGAACUACUUGGCGUGGCGGUGAUUGGCUCCCAGGUGAUUGGUCCCGGACGUGACCACUGGCUAGAGAUGCUGGAGUGUCCCCGACGACCGGUGGCCCAGUGGUACCCCCUCAUGGAGAGUGUGCCCUUCAACCUGGUGGUGUCACCCACCCGCACGCUGCCAACACCACUCAACUGCUUCAAUUCAACGUGAGGUUGUGUGUGAAACACUUGAGCUGGUUUUCUAACAUCUCGUGGAAGAUGUGACAAUGUCACCUGAGCAAAGAAGUGUCUGAUGGUGAUCUCUCAGACACACAUGCAACAGGUCUUCACAAGACUUUUAAAGAGGCUCUUACUACUUACACUAUGAAGAUGAGGGUUAUAAGUAGCCCAUAUCUCUGCUCUUUUUCUCAAGCUGUUAUAGUUUUUAUGAUUAGUUUAAUCUAUAUGAUCAAGCUCUUCAUGCCAUGUUUUGAUGAGUGAACAAUUUUAGUUAUGUGAUCCAGUAAAAUUAACAAUUAAUAGCCACUUUCAUCAGUCUGCUUUUGUAGGUUUGGAAAUCACAUUUGCAGACCAAUUGAAAUAAAUUAAUGUAAAUUAUGCACCUGAAUGCCCCUAUACAUUUUUCUAUGAUUAAUUUUGAGUUAUUAAAGCUGCCCACCUUUCCACUCUUGGGAGCUGUACGUCUGAAAGCCUUGCAGCUCCGCCUUCCCCGACAUUUUUCACUUC
Molecule: messenger RNA, 1864 nt
Organism: Procambarus clarkii (red swamp crayfish)
Lineage: Eukaryota; Metazoa; Arthropoda; Malacostraca; Decapoda; Cambaridae
Source: RefSeq, a predicted model, not a curated record